AGGGUGGUGUGGGGAGGUUAUACAAAUAGCAUUCAUUGGAGUUCUGUUGUCGUGGAAGUUCUCUGAGCACACACACUUGUUCCAUAACGGAGCAUUGGUGUGUUGUAUUUUUAGCCCAGUAUAAGGUGUAUGAGCUCAGUCUGAAGAUGUCUCUUAUAGAAGGUCUUCUACAGACAUCAAGCACAGUGACACUGCUGGGUACUGUGCUGUUUCUGCUGGUCCUCUACCUCCGCUCCUCUGGUUCCAGCUCUGAGGAACAGGGGAAGGAGCCUCCAGGACCCAGGCCGCUGCCCCUGCUUGGUAACAUGCUCCAGCUGGACCUCAAGAAGCCCUACUGCACUCUCUGCGAGCUCUCCAAGAAAUAUGGUUCCAUCUUCACGGUUCACUUUGGACCCAAGAAAGUGGUUGUUCUGGCAGGAUACAAGACGGUCAAGCAGGCGCUGGUCAACCAGGCAGAGGACUUUGGGGACAGGGACAUCACACCUGCGUUCUAUGAUUUCAACCAAGGACAUGGGAUUCUGUUUACCAAUGGAGACUCAUGGAAAGAGAUGAGGCGCUUUGCCCUGACAAACCUUAGAGACUUUGGGAUGGGCAAGAAAGGGAGUGAGGAGAAAAUCUUAGAGGAAGUCCCCUACCUGAUCGAAGUGUUGGAAAAACAUGAGGGUAAGGCAUUUGACACCACCCAGUCUGUGCAUCAUGCCGUCUCCAACAUAAUCUCUGCCAUUGUCUACGGCAGCAGGUUUGAAUACACUGACCCCCUAUUCACAGGCAUGGUGGACAGGGUCAAUGAGAAUGUUCACCUUAUAGGUUCUGCAUCAAUUCAGAUGUACAACAUGUUUCCCUGGUUGGGUCCGUGGAUAAACAACCUGACACGUCUGAAAAAGAAUGUUGCUGAUUUGAAGAUGGAGGUGAUAGAGCUGGUGAGGGGCCUGAAGGAGACUCUGAACCCUCACAUGUGUAGAGGCUUUGUGGACUCGUUCCUCGUCCGAAAGCAAACCCUGGAGGAAUCUGGCAAAAUGGAUUCUUUCUACCAUGACGACAACCUGCUAUUUAGUAUUGGUAACCUGUUUGGUGCUGGUACCGACACCACCGGGUCAACACUGCGCUGGGGUCUGCUGCUAAUGGCCAAGUACCCCCAUAUACAGGAUCAGGUCCAGGAGGAGAUCAGCAGGGUUAUAGGAAGUCGUCAAACCUUGGUAGAGGACAGGAAGAACCUGCCCUACACUGAUGCAGUGAUCCAUGAGACCCAGAGACUGGCCAACAUUGCACCCAUGGCCGUCCCUCACACCACCAGCCGAGAUGUCACCUUCCAGGGAUAUUUCAUCAAAAAGGGGACAUCUGUGAUUCCUCUACUGAUGUCGGUCCUACAGGAUGAUAACGAAUGGGAGAGCCCCAACACCUUUAACCCCUCACAUUUUCUGGAUGAGCAGGGAGGAUUUGUCAAGAGGGACGCCUUCAUGGCCUUCUCUGCAGGUCGUAGGGUGUGUCUUGGGGAGGGUCUGGCCAGGAUGGAGCUCUUCCUCUUCUUCACCUCCCUCCUGCAGCGCUUUCGUUUCUCUCCUCCUCCUGGAGUAACAGAGGAUGAUCUGGACCUCACACCAUCCGUGGGGUUCACCCUCCACCCUUCACCUCACCAGCUGUGUGCUGUGAGCCGGGUCUGAGAUUUGAACAUGAAAAUAUUGGUGGGGCAAAAACUCAAUCAAAAAAGCUAAAAUGCAUCGAAACCACUACACAUUAAAUGUACCAUUAUAAUAAAUAAUCCCAGAAAUGAGUUUGCGCGACACACAAACAUUAUUAUAUUUAGUUUAUGAUCGGUUCAUAGGCACCUUCCAAUAUCUUUUACAUUUAAUUACACUGAAGACUACGGUAGUGGAACAUAUUUUUAUAGAGUGAAGUCUAUUUUACUUCAUUUUCAGCAUCGGUCUGCAGUAUUGCUAAGUAUUGCUAAGAGUAUUGGGACGCAGUCCAACACGUUCUGAGGGUAGUUGCAUCCGCCUGUCUGCUUUUUUGACAACACCCCUUUUUGAUUUGAACGAAACCUUCCACACAUAUUUGCCAAUUGUAAAAGUGCUCAGAAAGUGACUUAUUAAAUAAAUAUUUUUGUUCUCAAGAAAUUUGACGACCUGGUUGUCGAUAAACCAAAAUACAAAUGUAUUUGUUGCUGGUAUGUACUGCCCCCCUGCUGCCAUCGCGGAUGCUAUUGGUGCUAUACUUUGAAUGUUUAAUACCUGUUCUGUCCUCGGAGUUGGUCAUUUUAGGGGAUUUGAAUCUGGAUUAGCUAUCCCUGGCUGCAGAUCAAUUUACGUUUAUAUGCAUAGAUUUGUAUCUUACUCAAUUGAUCUCAAAACCCAUGUGGCCCUGUUAACUCUUCAUUGAUUGAGUUAAUUCUUACUAAUAACCCCCAUAAAUAUUUGUGUAGUGGAGUAUUUGCAUAUGAUCUCAGUGAUAAUUGUCCCAUAGGAUGUAUUAGAGAUACUACACGGCAAAAUAUUAAUCAUGGUUUAAUUAAGAAUAUAUAUUUUUUAAAUGUUUCUGCUGAAGGGUUUUUACAUAACAUGUUCUACUCUGAUAAAACCACUGUCUCCUGUUAUCCUGACCAUGAGUUUGCUCUAGAAAAGGUCUCCUCAAUAAAUAAAUAUAUACACUACCGCUCAAA
This is a messenger RNA of Oncorhynchus mykiss (rainbow trout), 2656 nucleotides long. NCBI's taxonomy places the organism in Eukaryota, Metazoa, Chordata, Actinopteri, Salmoniformes, Salmonidae. The record is from RefSeq and is a predicted model, not a curated record.